AUUUGACAUAUACCAAUCACCAAUGUCAAGUAUCAAGGCUAGUUUUUUUUUGUUUUGAUUUCCAGUACAUCAUUAAACGCAUAACCAAAUAAAAAUAAAUAGAUAUGUUAAAACCAAGAGCAUUGUCUCAAGUAUUGGCCCAAGCAAAUACGGGAGGAGUACAAACAACUUUAAUGAUAAACGCAGAAGGCUCUUUAUUGGCUUAUAGUGGUUAUGGAGAUAAAGAUGCUAGAGUAACUGCAGCAAUAGCUAGCAACAUUUGGAGUGCUUAUGAAAGAAAUGGAAGAAAUGUUUUUAGAGAAGACCAUCCCCAAAUAGUACUCAUGGAAUGCCAAGAAGGUCGAAUAGCAAUUACUCAAGUAGCCAGCGUACUACUCUGUUUGUAUGCAAAAAAAUCUGUUGGUUUUGGUAUUUUAAAACAAAAAGCCAUGGCUUUGGCUUCAUAUUUAGAAGACCCACUAAAACAAGUUGCCUUAUAUCGAAAGGAUAGAAGUUGAACCUUAGCUUUUAAUUAAUUCGUUUAUUCUCCACUUAUUUAACAUAUUGAAUAAAAGUAAGAUUAUCUAUUCCAUUACUUGUAAAUGAUACAUUAAAAUAAUUAUUGAUCGA
Messenger RNA from Diorhabda carinulata, 609 nucleotides. RefSeq names its product ragulator complex protein LAMTOR2 homolog (gene Lamtor2). Gene Ontology annotation, molecular function: guanyl-nucleotide exchange factor activity; molecular adaptor activity. The transcript has 2 exons. Gene Ontology annotation, biological process: cellular response to amino acid stimulus; positive regulation of TOR signaling. The record is from RefSeq and is a predicted model, not a curated record. Gene Ontology annotation, cellular component: Ragulator complex. The coding region runs from base 105 to 497 and encodes 130 amino acids. Lineage: Eukaryota; Metazoa; Arthropoda; Insecta; Coleoptera; Chrysomelidae.